GUUGUAUCGCGAGAUCAGCUUCCUGCUGUCUAGUACAGCACUAAAAACUGUCAGUGAGGUUAGAGGGGGUAAGAAUUCCUCAAAUCGGCGACUGCCGUUCAAACAGCGGUGUGAAUGUCCAAAUCUGUGCUUCGGUGUUAUUACAAACGUAGCGUGUGACAGUGAGGAGAAAAACGGCAGCGUCCUCAUCCAAACUGUACAGGCCAACAGUCUCUGAACUAGAUCACACAGUGCUGUAACACAACGAGCAAAUGGCGUUGAAAAGAAUCCAGAAGGAGCUGACAGACCUACAGAGAGAUCCACCAGCUCAGUGUUCAGCAGGUCCAGUCGGAGAGGACUUGUUUCACUGGCAGGCAACAAUAAUGGGGCCGAAUGACAGUCCAUAUCAAGGAGGGGUUUUCUUCCUCACCAUUCAUUUCCCAACAGACUACCCCUUUAAACCACCAAAGGUCGCAUUCACAACAAAAAUCUACCACCCGAAUAUUAACAGUAACGGAAGUAUUUGUCUGGACAUCCUGCGAUCUCAGUGGUCACCCGCACUUACUGUAUCCAAAGUCUUGUUGUCCAUCUGCUCCCUCUUAUGUGACCCGAACCCAGAUGACCCGCUGGUACCUGAGAUCGCACAUACAUAUAAAGCAGACAGAGAAAAGUACAACAGACUAGCGAGAGAAUGGACGCAAAAGUACGCCAUGUGAGAGUGCCUGCCACUAAAACACUACAAAAUCAAACGGACAGAGAAAUGUGUUUUUACUUUGAACAAGAGGAGUCAAAAGAAGUGAAUGUUGAGGGGAGGGGACGUCUGAACACCUGACCCUUGGAAGAGAAGCAGAAGGCGGAGGUGAGGAUGAGAGAGCCGCUGGUACACGUUGGCCGCUAUGUGCUGAAUCCGCUGUCAUGUGAUCCGCCAUCACAACGGCUUAGCCUGGAAAACUCCAGGGAAACUGUAAAACCGGACAAACCUCGGGGUACCACAACCCAGGAAGUUAGACUUGUACUACUGUUAGUUCUCUUAUUACUGUCGUUGUGAUUUUCUCCGUGUUACUGUUGCCGUUCUUACUCUUGUCAUCACUGAAUGAGGAAACGUUGGGCUGAAGGUGGAUUGGCGGCGAGACAGGAUUGAUCGUGUCUGAACCAUUGCACCUUCUCUGUGGAAACCAUAGUUGUCAGUGCGCUUUCAUUUCUACCAGUUUGCGAUAGAAUGUAAAAACAAUCGGGUGUCAGAAAGACCUUACUGUAGUCUCCGCCUUCCAGCUUCCUGCCGUUUCAGUGUUAUCCCAUAAAACACUAUGAAUGUGAUUAGGAAAAGGUUGUGUCCCUAAUGAGAAAAUUAGAUUUGGUUUUUAAACAAAUUGUGGUCAUAAAUAAUCUUUGAGCGACUAAGAAAAAAAAGAAACAUAACACCAUGUCCUGACCGGAGGCAAUGCAAUGAGAUUUCAGCGUCAAGCGCCCCCUAUAACCUCAUUCCCUAAUCCCCUCAUUAAUUCACUAAUAUAGUCCAAUGAGUGAAAACAAGUGUGCACAUUUGGACUCUGAGUAUACUAGCUGUUAAGUGUACAUCGAUUGUACGCUAGUUAUAGCAGUGCAUCGUGGGAUUGAACGAGUGAACUCAACAAUGUCCACUUUGCUUUUGGACACCAUAACAAAUAGUGAACUUUUGUGGGUAUAGGGGGCGGUUUCAGACACAGAAAAGAAAGACGUGACAAAAUCACAGCCAAUCAGAAGAGUGUGUGGGUGGAGCUCUCUCUGAAAGCUCACUGCUCUCUCACUGUGCAACAAAUGUGUAAUUUCAUCAAGAUUAACAGUUUUAACGAUAUUUAAAAUAUAUCUAUCAGUCCGAUACAAUUUUGUUGUGAAAUACUCUUGUUUUUUCUUUUUGAAUGUUCUUUUGUAUUUCAAGGUGUUUGUUUGUUUCAAGGGUAAAUGAUCUAUUGUCGCUUUCAUUAUGGCGUUAAAUUCACGCCAAAAUGAUAACGCAAAUUACAAUUUUAGGACCCACUUUAUAUUAAGUGGCCUUAACUACUAUGUACUUAGAUUUAAAUUAUUAAUUUGGUACAAUGCACUUAUUGCACGUAUCUGCACGUAAUUACAUCUGUAAUUAAUUUCUGUAAUUGCAUGUAUAAUUACACGGUUGACCCAUCCCUCACACCUUAACACACCCUUAAACUUACCCAUACCACCAAAUCUGUCCCUAACCUUACCCGUUUCCCACCUCGAUAGCAGUAAAACAAAUUAACAAUACAAUUUGAACACAAUAAGUACAUGCAUUUAUUUUUUUGUGUAAAUACAUAGUAGUUAGGGCCACUUAAUAUAAAGUGGGACCAAAUUUUAAUAUUGAACAAAACAAAGACCGGUCUAAUCAGUGUCAGCCACAAGGUAGCAGAAAUUGAAAAAAAAUAAUAAUAAUAAUAAUAAUUAUAUAUAUAAUUUUUAUUUUAUUUUAUUUUUUUAUUAAUAGAAUCGCCUGUCGCUUAUCACCAUCACUAUUAGGACAAAAGCAAAAUGUCAAACAAACCUUUCAUCUUGUGUUGCAUUGCAUCUCAUUAGGACACAGUGUUAUUUGUAUUAGACAAAAGUUUUUUUUUAUUAUUAUUUGGUUACAGUUAUAUUUCCUUUUGACAUAUUGUCUAUUUAACCUUGUGUCAUUUUCAGAAGUAAGAUUUAAGCUGGCCGUUCACACAGGACAUGCCCUUGCUCUCCAUUCGUGCUGUAUUUCUUAUGUUGCAUUCGUGCAGUAUUUUUAAUGUUGGACUAGACAGAGUUUUGUUUAUGGUUUGAUGUGUAGUGCUGAUUUCAAAAGAAUGGACCACUCAGAUUGCUCUGGGGGCACGUUAAUCAUAUUUCCUGUACAAAUGGAUAAACACAUUGUCCAAAAAGUGUACAGGGAAAGCUCCGUCAACCUGUUUUUAAUGCAAAAACGUGUCUUAUGCGAAUGGCCACUUAAUUGAGUUCACUUCAGCCGCAUGUGCAUGAUAUGGCAAGUAUAAGUAAGUGUAAGUAUUUGUUUUGAUAAGUAUUGUGAAGUUGCUUUAGGAAUCAAGGCAGAUUUUUAUACUCGUCUUAAAAUUUCACCCAAUUUGCUCGCAGAAAAAAAAGAGGGAGCAAAAAUGCUAAACGGUGGGACUUUGUGGAAAAAACAAAAACAAAUGCCACCAUUUCUGCCAAACGUGAUGAUGCCUCUUUCAGAUGUGCAGACAAUGGGCACGUCAUAGCGUAUGAAUGCAAUAUUUUUCGUCUGUUUAGCAUUUAUCUAUUCUACAAAUCUGUCUGCAAGAGUGUAAUCCUUAAUACUCUUUAGGUACUCUUGUUCCUGUAGUCGCUAAUAUUACUAACGUUUGACAGAGUAGGUGGUACGUUUGAUGUAUGACCAGCGCAGGUGCUGGACUCAAGUUCUUCUACUGUAAAUGAAUUUCUGUAAACGCACUCAUUAACUCGUGGCUGCCUAUUUAGAGGUGGAUGAUCAAGAUGUUUACAUGGAGCAGAAUGAACAAAUCUUUCUUCACUCGUCUGAACUGGAGCUCGGGGGGGUUGGGAAGCCACUUCUCAAACGCUUUCCGUCGGGAAAGAAGUGUGAACAUCUCCUCACUCUCACCUCCUGGUGCUGCUCUUCACAAGCCCACGGCUCAAGACUCCCUGAAAAGGGCUAAAUAUCGCCAGAAUUAUAUUUAGCACCAUAUAUGUGUACUUUCACCGAAGGGUAUUGAUAUUUUGAGCUUUGGAUAUGCUUUUAGAGAAAUAGUUUACCCCGAAAUGUGAAUUGUGCAAUCAUUUACUCACUUUUCCAAACAGAAUUGAUGACAAAUUCUGUUAUCAUUUACACACCAUCAUGUUUUCCAAAUCCAACCAAUGAUUUUUCUCUGUAAACCAUAAAAGGAGAUAUUUUGAAGUAUGUUCACGCUGCUGUUUUCAAUUCAAUUGAAAGCGGAUGGGAACCAUAAACUUUCAAGCUUCCGAACUCAAAUUCUAGUAAAUAUUUAUUGGAAAACUUUGCUGUUUUUGCUUGACAGCUGUGCUCCCCAUUAAUUUUAAUUGUGUGGAAAAGUGCAGCGUGAACAUACUUGAAAAUAUCUCCUUUUUUGUUUUACAGAGAAAACUCAUUGGUUGGAUUUGGAAAACAUGAUGGUGUGCAAACGACAAUAUAAUUUUUUUUCUUCCUUCCUUUUUUUCUUUUAAAUUGAACUGAAUGUAAAACUUUAUGCCAACUUCUCCUAGCUUUGAUUCAAAGACUGAUGAUACUGUCUUUGUAUCAGCAAAUAUUUCACUACUAAAUGUGGCUCACUGGUUGUGCAUCUGGAAGUAGAGUUUUUGUUUAAUUUAUUUAUUUAUUUGCUAUUUAUUUGCCGUCUUCCAGUCAUCAGCUCAAAUGAAGCAGCCGGUCGAGUUGCAACCCUGUUUGAGAUUGUGCUAAGGCAGUAUAGCAUGCUUUGCACUCUGGUAGGCUGCCACCUUUUCUUUCCGCAGCUAUUUGCAAGAUAUCAGGGAUAUUUUUUUUCCAUUCUCUCACCUCCCCCAAGACCCUCAAUAAAACCUUAGCCUUAACCAUCAGUGUAUCUGCAACUGUACUGUACUGUUUGCUUUGUUUUAACUGUUGAUUGGUACUGUACUACUUUGUGUAGCACAUACACACGUACACAGAGCCAUAAAGACCUCUCCUGCUAACCGUUUGUGCUAGAAACCCUUGUCAUCGAACCAGCUCUCUCCUCAGACUCAGUACAGCUGAGACUAGCCUCCAAGGUGUCAACUUUAGUGAAUAAAGCUCCUUUUGUUUAA
Molecule: messenger RNA, 4767 nt
Organism: Carassius gibelio (silver crucian carp)
Lineage: Eukaryota; Metazoa; Chordata; Actinopteri; Cypriniformes; Cyprinidae
Gene: ube2d4
Product: ubiquitin-conjugating enzyme E2D 4 (putative)
Exons: 7
Coding region: 252-695 (147 amino acids)
Biological process (GO): protein polyubiquitination; ubiquitin-dependent protein catabolic process
Cellular component (GO): nucleus
Molecular function (GO): ubiquitin conjugating enzyme activity
Source: RefSeq, a predicted model, not a curated record